Molecule: messenger RNA, 6585 nt
Organism: Coregonus clupeaformis (lake whitefish)
Lineage: Eukaryota; Metazoa; Chordata; Actinopteri; Salmoniformes; Salmonidae
Product: calmodulin-regulated spectrin-associated protein 3-like
Biological process (GO): cytoplasmic microtubule organization; negative regulation of microtubule depolymerization; neuron projection development
Cellular component (GO): microtubule minus-end
Molecular function (GO): microtubule minus-end binding; spectrin binding; calmodulin binding
Source: RefSeq, a predicted model, not a curated record
CGCACCUGAAAACUAGGUCAAUGAAUGCGUGGCGGCUCUCCUACAUCUGGAUGCGCGUGCAGCAGCCUACUGCAUGGGGGCUACUGUGAUGGAACAGCUUCGCAGAGCAGAAAGACUGGAAAUAAUGUCCUGAAAAGCGGUUUUCUCCGUGGAUCAAUAUACCACGACAACCCGACAUCCUCAGGUCGCAAGUGACCGCGCAUCUUUCACAGAAUAACGGAGCUGCGGCGAUAAGGACCAAAACAUUAAUUAUCAGGCCGUGGUGACAUAGACGGUCUCAGCACAGCAGUCACCGUUAGUUCUGCACAACAACACAACAAAAAUGAGGAUUUAAAUCGCUGUUUUUGUAUUUUUUAUUUAUUUCGCCUGCGGCUGCUGCUGCGGUAACACCCCUCUUUGUAGAUCGCUUGCACUCCUCCUCCCUCCCUCCCUUCCUCUCCUCCGCUCUCCAUCCUUCCUUCCCCGGAGCGGCUGGGUGGACUUGCGGGGCUAUGGAGGAUGCGGGUGAGAUGAGGAAGACAUUCACGGUACCGGAGAUUAAACCGUUGGAUCAGUACGACUUCAACCGAGCCAAGGUGUGCGCCAGCGUCCGGUGGCUACUGGCGAAGUCAUACGGAUCCGCAGAGAAUGUCCCGGUGGAGCUGCGAGAGCCUCUGUACAGAGACAAGUAUGAGCAGGAGCACCUCAAGCCCUCCGUCUCCCAGCUACUCUUGUCCCCUGAGCUGUACUGUAGGACCCAGGCCCUGCUCCACGGGGCCUCCCAGCCCGCUCCUCAGGGUCCCCCAGGGGACAACUCCGCCCUGCUGCAGCUCCUCACCAAAAGGGGCCUGGAGCCCAGGGACCAGGAUGUGGCCAUCACUGAGGAAGACCUCAGCCACACGCCCAUCAAGACGAGGGCCCACCUGGUCCUGAUUGACUCGCUGAUGUCACUGGCUGCCAUGGAGACAGUGGGCAAGGUUAAGAUGAUGGCGGAGGUGGAGAAAAUGGGGGACGGGGCUCCGUGGGAGAACGCCCUCCUCUUCUGGGUUAACCGGUUGAAUCAGAAGUUGAGAGAGUGCACUGAGGAUGAGGAGGCUCCAACCUGCACAGAGCUACAGCCUGUUCAACCAACAUGUCCCACCCGCUGGUACUGGAAACUGGUCCCACAUGCCAUCGCUUUUUGUUUGAAGGAGGAGUCUGGGAAUAAACCUCCAGUGAUCCGCUAUAGGAAGGAUAAGGUCCUGUCUAAGCAGACUCCUACCUUUCCUCUGGUGUCUGGUGUAAAGGAUCUGUCUAAUGGCUGUGCUAUAGCUGCUGUUAUGCACUACUACUGUCCUGAUCUGCUGCCACUGGAGGAUGUGUGUCUGAAGGACACCAUGUCUGUAGCAGACAGUCUGUAUAACCUGCAGCUGAUUAGAGAGAUCAGUGAGACCAGUCUACAGAGCUGCUGCCACCUAGCGCUGGAGGACCUUCUCUACGCCCCGCCUGCACUACACGUGAACAUUAUGAGUUUCAUAGCAGAGCUGCUGGGAUGGUUCGAGGUGCAGAAACCUGAUUUUGUCAAGCCAUUACUACCUCUAGACCUGACAGAUGCCUCAGGGUUGUUGGACUGCACCAUUCCUGUCAGUGGGAACAGCAACAGUGGCUCUCCUUCCUAUAUCUUUAAACAGCCUUUCGUCCCCAUAUCCUCUCCUGUGUCACCUGAAGGGAACAUGUGGACCAAGAAACACAUCCGUCGUCCUCUCUCGGCUGUGACCUUCAGUAUUCCGUUCGGUCUGGACAGUGACGUGGACGUUGUCAUGGGCAACCCUGUGCAUUCCGCCAGCACCAACAGCCUGACCGCCGGAGUGCCCGCCAUGAUGACAUCGGGGAUGACACGGGUCCCCUACAGACCCCCCGAGGACCUCAGUCACCUGGUCAGCGCCUCUGUCCCUCAACGCUCCUCCUGCGGCCAGCACACACCGGCCCUAGUGGGGCUGCCGACCAUCGAGAUCAUCCACACUCCCGGAGGAGGAGAAAGAGGAGGAGGAGGGAAAGGAGAUAAAGAAGGAGGAAGAGGAGGAAGGCCCGAGCCACGCUUGCGUCCAGAAGGAGCUCCUGCAGGUUUCUUCCUUCAUUCUCCUGAAGAUGACCUGACCCAGAUCAGCAGCUCCGCCCCCUGCCGCUCCGGAAUGCUCUACCGGCCAAUAGGAGGGGAGGGGGGGGAAGGAGAGAGGCGGAGAGUGGGAGGCAGGGAGAGGGGGAGACGGACAUCGGAAGGUUCGCGGGACGACGACUCGGUCCUCCGCGAUGGAAGCGUGGACUCAUCGGAAGCCUCCGACGACCUUCCUAGAAACGCCCCCGGCAACGUCCGCCCUGGCCUCGGUUGUCACGGCAGCGGCAGCAUCAGCAGCACCGGUGGCAGCAGCGGCGGUGGCAGUGGCGGCAGCCCAAGGAUGACGAGCUUCGCCGAGCGGCGGGACAGAAGGAGACAGCCGGCCGCACCGGGAGAGGAGUCAGUCAACACCCCGACCCCCACCACACCCACACUCCAUACCCCCACCCACACCACCCCCAGCCCAGGAGGGAAGCACCCUGAGCCGGGUACAGAGGCCUGGGAGCUGGGGGCCCGCCUGGAGGAGAAACGCAGAGCCAUCGAGGCCCAGAAGAGACGCAUUGAGGCCAUAUUCACCAGACACAGACAGAGGUUGGGCCAGACUGCCUUCCUACAGCUGAAGAGAGGACAGGGAGGACAGGGAGGAGAGGGAGGAGAGGAGCCUCUGUCUCUGGAGGAGCGUCUCAGCCGCAUGGAGGAGCAGCUGAAAGAGGAGGAGGAGAAGGAGGAGAGAGAAAAGGAGGAGGAGAAAGGGAAGGCAGAAGAAGGGAACUCCCGCCCCCAGCUGCGAUUGGAGAAGCAGGUGACGUUCUCCAUGGAUACGAUGAAGGGGGCGGAGAAAGGGGCGGAUAAAUGGGAGGGGCCUGAGCCGGGGGGAGGGGCUGUUCUAGGGGAGUAUAAUGAGGUGGUCCUGAAGCUGAGUGAGGCUCUGAGGUCACUACAGAACGACAUGCAGAAGCUGACCCAACAACAACAACAGCUAAUGGGCAAGAGGACCACACCCAAAACCACACCCAAAACGACACCCAAAACUGCACCCAAAACUACACCCAAAACUACACCCAGGACACCACCCAGGACCCCCACUAAGAGUCCGACUAGAACCCCGACCAAGAGCAUCAGUAAGGCUUGGGUGAUCCCAGCAGGCUCCAAACACCCCACCUCCACUACCUCCCCCUCUCGCCGGGCCCUCCCCCACCUCUCCUCCACCCCUCCCAAAACCCCCAUCUCCUCCUCCUGCCCUGCCCCCCGCACCAAGAUCCACUCCUCCUCGUCCUCCACCCCCCGUAGCCCUAAACACCACCCGCGCCCCUCCCACCCCCACUCCCGCCCCUCUGAGUUGAAGUUCCCUCCCUCCACUCGUGUCCUCACCCCCCCGCAGCAUGUAGACUCCCUCCCCCACCUGCGACGCGUCUCCCCCAGCCAGUGCCAGGUACAGACCUCCUCCUCUUUCCGUAUCGGGGGCCCCUGCACCCCCCAGGUGCCCCCUGCCACCCUGCUGCCCCAGCCCGAGGAGAGUACCUCGGAGACGGGCUCCAGCGAGACGCCCACCCAGUUCAACCUGGAGCUGGAGGAGCAGGACGGGUCAGGGGGAGGCCGGCCCGUGUUUCCCCAGUCCAGGAGAGGCCGUUCUGGGGGUGGCAGCAGCUCUGGAGCCCCCUCCGAGUGCUCCUUUGAGAGCGAGACCCUGUCGCUGUUGGCCGCUUACUGCGGAGGAGGGGAGGGAGGGAGAGGAGGAGCAGGUGGAGUAGGAGGAGGGACGCGUGGCAGCCUGAUGGAGGGGUCGUUGUCAUCCCUGGGGGGGCCAGAGGGGGGCAGUGACGAGCCAACUGACACAGAAGGACAGGAGUUCUUCUCUGACUCCAUGAGCGACCACACAGAACCUCCAAUAGGAGAAACGUUGGAACCUACGGAACCCAUGGGAGAACCGAGAGAAUCUACGGGGGAUCAAGUAGAACCAAGAGUAGAACAGACACAGAACACAGAACUCCUAGAAACCUCAGUGGAACCCACGGAGCAGACGGAACCGGAGGCGAGAGGAGGGGUUGGUUUCUUCUUCAAGGAGGAGGUGCGUUGUGAAGAUGAGAUGGCUCAGAGGAGAGCUGCCCUGUUGGAGAGACAGCAGAAAAGAACAGAGGAACUGAAGAGGAGGAGACAGUGGAACGAACAGGAGAGAGAGAGCAGACCCCCCUCUGAGGAGGAGCGAAGAGGCUCUCUCCCCUGGACCCCUCCCACUCCCCCCGCCGCCGGUGUCCCCUCCCUCCCCCCGACCACGCCCAGUCGCCGAGGUGAUUUCACGCGGAGGGAGUACGCCCACCGCCAGCAGAUACGCAUCAUGUCUGAUCUGGAUAAGGUGCUGCGUCAGAAAGCCACCAAUCAGGGACGAGCCGCCGCCAAGAAGUCCCGCCCCCGACCUCGGAGCAUGACCCGGGAGGAGUCACAGCUGUCCCGCAGCCCAGCCAGGAGCACUACGGGUUCUAAGUUGACUAAGGUGUACUCUCACUCCUCUCUCAACCUGGCUGCUAUGGCUGAUGACUCAGGAAUCACAGUCCCUGACAACACUGUCCCUGACACCACCGUCCCUGACAACACCGUCCCUGACAACACCCGCCCUGACAACACCGUCCCUGACAACACUGUACCUGACAACACCGUCCCUGACCCUAGCAAGAAACCAUCCAGCCGCCCUGAUUCGCCCUCCCGUCUGAUGUCACCGAGCCGACUGGCCAAUCAGAACGGAGAUAAGGACUGGGAGAUCGGCUCCAAUGGCUCCUCCCCUUCCAUCCCAGAAUACUCCGGGCCCAAACUGUUCAAGGAGCCGAGCUUCAAGUCCAAUAAGUUCAUCAUCCACAACGCCCUGUCUCGCUGCUGUCUGGCUGGCAAGGUCAACGAGACUCAGAAGAACAAGAUGGUGGAGGAGAUGGAGAAGAGUCCAGCCAACCACUUCCUGAUUCUGUUCCGUGAUUCCAGCUGUCAGUUCCGAGCCGUCUACACCAUGAGCCCCGAGACUGACGAGCUCAUCCGAUUGGCCGGGGUGGGCCCGCGUGUCGUAAGCCCCGCCCUGGUGGAGUCCAUCUAUAAGUACAGCUCCGACAGGAAACAGUUCAGCUGUAUCCCGUCCAAGACCAUGUCCAUGAGCGUCGACGCCUUCACGUUACCAGGACACCUGUGGCACAGCAAGAGGCCUGGCAAGCCAAAAUAAAUAUAUAUAUAUAUACAUACAGGAAUGGAUGCACACAUACACACACACACACAAACACACACAAACACACACAAACACACAAACACACAAACACACAAACACACACACCUUCAUUACCUUUCGUCCUACAUGGGACGCACUACCCGACUUGCCCUUAAAUCUCAUUGGACCUACUGACUAUUGACGAGGUACUUUCCCUCCCUUGUAUGUGCAUGGAAAUGGAACAGUCCAACUAUCUACCCUUAUAGAGAGGGCUCUAAGACUCUUCCACACGCGGGGGGAUACUGAAGACCAGUCGUUGUUGUAAAAAUUACUUUUUCAAUCUUUAAAUGGUUAUGCUACACAGGAAACAAACUCUUUACACAAAAAGUGUAUCUUUCUCCUUUUUAGUUAAAACGUUCUCCUGUAAAUGACUGAGGUACAAAAUGAUUGUUUUUCUGUCUAAAACCCUUUGGCCUUAUCUUCUGUUCUGUUCACUACUAGCUGAAAGGCUGGAAGCAUGCUGAUAGCCAUUGUUUUAGGUUGACUAAAGUUUUCUGUUUCAUAACACUAACACAAUCCUUCUAAUGCCUUCUGCCCAACGACUGGCAGGCACGGAACUUUUAUUUAGAAAUGUGGACUUUUAUUAUUCUGCAAAACCACAGUCAAAACAAGGAAUGGAAGACAUUUGUUGCUUCUUUAAUGUGAAUAGGAUAAAAGAACACUAGAUGUUUGUUCACCAAAUAGCACAAAAUCAAAGAUUGUACAUAGUUUUGACGGACGGGCCAUUGCUGGCAGACUAAGGCCUAGAUUCAAUCCGAUCAGCGCCAUGGCUCGACUGAAAUUUAAAAGCACUGUUCCUGCAUUCGCCGAGACUGAAUUCUCGAUAAAUGCUGAAUAUGUUGGCCAAAUCGGAAAUGACCUUUAAAUGUAAAUCCCGCUAUAAGGCGGAUGGAUGUUCUGCGCUUUGGAUUGAAUCCAUCCCUAAACUGCCGUGGCUGAUUCGUACCAAGACGCUGCAGCAUGGAUAUGUGUUCUUACAGUGCUUGACUUGGGCAGGAGCCCGCCGGAACUGGAACUCACCGGAACUGAUCGGAACUUAACGGAACCUAAUGGCACCUCAAAUGUUCUACUUGAGUUCCUACACCUCUUACAGAAUAUUAGCUCUAAACUACUGCAGAGUUCCUGCACCUAAUUAUAAACAGUACCAGCACUCAACAUGAGUAAUGGCACCUAUUUCAGUCCAAGUCAAGCACUGGUUCUUAUGGGUUGUCAGCCAAUAGAAAUGUAAAACCCUGAAGGUUAAAGGUCAGGGGACAGGGGUUAUAAC